AACAGGGCGAUGGAGGUCGCAAUUAGUAAUGUGUUGCCUGACACGGCUCACCGCUGGUGCAAGUGGCAUGUGCUUAAGAAGGCAAAGGAAUCGCUCGGCCCAUUAUACUAAAAAAAAGUGAUUUCCGACCAGAGUUUCACAACAUUGUCAAUCACAUGUUAACGAUAGAUGAGUUUGAAGAAGGUUGGAAGUACCUCAUAGAGAAAUACAACUUGAAAAAUCACGAUUACAUGACCAACUUGUACGAGAUACGUCACAAAUGGCAAAGCCAUUUUUCAAGGGUGUAUUCUGUGCAAAGGUGACUAGUACCCAACGGAGUGAAAGCGCAAACCACAUGUUGAAGAACUACGUGCCUCCUGGAUGCCCAAUGCAUAUGUUUGUUAGGAAGUAUAUGAGUUUAAUCUUUGACAGGGAGUCCGAGGAAAAUUACGAGGAGAAGUGGACAGCAAUCGUAAGAAGGGAGGCCGCUUAUGCGACCUAAUAUGGCAACCGAAAGGCAUGCUGGGCAGAUAUACACCAGAGCCAUGUUUGAACAAUUCGGUCAUAUAUUGUACGAGUGUGGCGCAUAUCAAGUGGAAGAGAUCGAAAAGGGUAAAGAGUAUGUUGCAAUACAUACAGAUGCUGCGCGGAGGGAGAAAUGGUGCAGAACUUCAUACAAGGUGUCUGUGCUUGAUGGAGGAGAAGAAUUUGACUGCGAGUGUGGUCAGUUUGCACACAUGGGGCUGUUGUGCAGCCAUAUACUGCAGGUGCUUGACUUCAUUCGUGUGACAGAAAUACCAAAGAAGCAUAUUGUGAAAAGGUGGACAAGGGAUGCAAGAGACAUACUUCCAACACACCUGGUGCAGUACCAGAAGGACAAUGCUCAAGAGAACCCAUUUAGUUUCCGGCACUACAAUAUGUACAUGCAAGCUAUGGAGCUUGUCCGGAUGGGGGACUCAAGUGUGGCAGCUUACAAACGUUUGACAGAACUGUUCAAAAAUUGUGUAUCAGAGAUGAAGCCAUUCACAGAAAUACGGGAUGGGUUGGGGUUGGAAGACAGGUUAGCUGGCAGCAUGAGGGUUGUGAACAUGGUACAAUCAGAUGGCGAUUUGUGCGAGGGUGUGGAUGGUUCACAUAUGAACUACCAAGAUGCUGGCAGCAAUUCAGCUAAUGAGUCCGGUAAUCGAAUGCAGAACUUGUUAGCACCAGCCAGGCGGAAGCAGGUGGGCAGGCCGACAACAAGCAGGGAGAAGGCCCCAUAUGAAGGUUUAAGUAAGCGCACAAGGUUUUGCGGUAUUUGCAGGCAGCAAGGCCACAAAUGCACCACCUGCCCGGAACGCGGGGAUGUACCAAAACAGCCAUGGAAGCCAGCGAGAUGCAAGAACUGUGGAGUCGAAGGUCAUCGCAUGAACAACUGUCAGAAGGUUGCAGAACUGAGGCUGAGAUAAUUUGUAUGCGGCCUGUGUGGUGAGAGCUUUGAUAAGAAAUACAUUACUUUACAAUGCAUGCAGUCUGUAAAGUCUGGGUGUAAACCAGUGUUUGUUUUCGAAUCCAUGUAACAGAAUUUGGUAUGUCUGUUUGGAAUGCAUAGACUGAAUUUUCUGAAAAUGUACUGAAGGUUGUCAGUUACCUAUGAGAAUGGACUCAUGUUUGUUUCAGAGAGGCUCCCCUUAGAAUGCAGACGUCUGCUAUACAUGUGUGAUGUUUAUGGUUGCUGCCCAAGCUGGAUUUCCUUGGACGGCCAAUUGAAAAUCAACCAGAAUGUAUUUUUGUGUCCAUGCCAUGUGUAAGCCAACCUGACCUUGCCCAUGCUGACCGAGGGACAACAGUAAAUGUAGUGGACACAUGUCGUGCCUAACGCUGAAGCCAGCCGGGUGGGCUUCCACUUCGAAAUUCAAACCUUGUGGGCGGGAUGCGGGCAUCCACGGCGUACAAAUGGGCGAGGGGGGCUAGCUCUUGGAGCACCUCAUAGCCAUUCACAUUUUAAAGAGACCUGAUGGGAGCUUCAUCAGUUUCUCGUCCUACCUCGUCGUUCACAGUUACUGAAGACUGCUCAAAGGGUUGCAAUGGAUCGAUCCAGGUGGCUGCUGCAUCAAAACCAUCCGUUAACCAGGGAGAUGGUGAUCUAGAUGUGAUUAGCGAUAACUCAGGCAUCUCCACGGUGUCUGUGCAGCGGCGUGGACGAAGUACCAGUUCAAGAUGAAGCAGGGGAGCUGAUCCUGAACCAGAAGAUUGAAGGGGGUGUAGCAGCAGAGGAAGGGUUCGGAGAGCACGACCCUGCUGCUAAUCAAAUGCAGUCUGCCCUAAAAGAACCCAUGAAAGUCAACUUAGCAGAGGUUGGAGAUGUGGAGGAGAGUAAUCGGCGUAUCACCAAACGUGCUAGAAUCAACCCUGUAUCUGCAGUGUAGACCGCAUGUUGUUCAUCCAGAUUAGGCAAAGACGCCUUUGCCGUGCUGAUGGUGUAUCUACCGACUAAGUAUUAUGGUCCUCUUAAGUGUGUUUGUAGCUUCCUUCCUGGUUGAUGCGUGGAGUAGUUAACUAAGUAGUAUGGCU
Molecule: messenger RNA, 2532 nt
Organism: Triticum dicoccoides
Lineage: Eukaryota; Viridiplantae; Streptophyta; Magnoliopsida; Poales; Poaceae
Product: protein FAR1-RELATED SEQUENCE 7-like
Exons: 5
Coding region: 471-1427 (318 amino acids)
Biological process (GO): regulation of DNA-templated transcription
Molecular function (GO): nucleic acid binding; zinc ion binding
Source: RefSeq, a predicted model, not a curated record